AUGGCCAGCCAAGCGCAAGUCAACCCCAAGCGGCAGCAGGAGCUCCAGCUCCAAUACACAAACUACAAAAACACCCUGCAACAGCUGGCGCAGAAGAUUGGUGACAUCGAGCAAGAGGCAGAGGAACACAAGCUUGUCAUCGAGACCCUCGAUCCGCUCCCCAACGACCGGAAAUGCUUUCGGAUGGUGAACGGUGUGCUGGUUGAGCGGACGGUGCAGGACGUCCUCCCGUCUCUCAAGACCAACUCGGAUGGGCUGAAGCAGGUGCUGGAAGAGCUCCUGAAACAGUACAAGUCCAAGCAGGCGGACAUGGACAACUGGAAGAAGAAGAACAACAUCCAGGUUGUGCAGCCUUAA
This is a messenger RNA of Aspergillus heteromorphus CBS 117.55, 357 nucleotides long. RefSeq names its product putative prefoldin subunit 2. The record is from RefSeq and is a predicted model, not a curated record. The transcript has 4 exons. Lineage: Eukaryota; Fungi; Ascomycota; Eurotiomycetes; Eurotiales; Aspergillaceae. Gene Ontology annotation, cellular component: prefoldin complex; cytoplasm. Bases 1 to 357 code for a protein of 118 amino acids. Gene Ontology annotation, biological process: protein folding. Gene Ontology annotation, molecular function: protein folding chaperone.